Messenger RNA from Impatiens glandulifera, 1987 nucleotides. Its product is annotated as metal transporter Nramp6-like. Gene Ontology annotation, biological process: metal ion transport. Gene Ontology annotation, molecular function: manganese ion transmembrane transporter activity; cadmium ion transmembrane transporter activity. NCBI's taxonomy places the organism in Eukaryota, Viridiplantae, Streptophyta, Magnoliopsida, Ericales, Balsaminaceae. The coding region runs from base 159 to 1787 and encodes 542 amino acids. The record is from RefSeq and is a predicted model, not a curated record. The transcript is spliced from 14 exons. Gene Ontology annotation, cellular component: membrane.
GGGUUGCAUUUGCUUUUACAAAUAGCUUUCUCAUAGUGAUCUUCCCUUUUCAAAUAAUCUCCUCAGACUACACUUUAAAUCUUCUUCUCUGAGAAACCCUACUACCAGCAAGCGACGUCUCGUUGUUUCUCACUCCAAAGUACGAGAAACACAUCAUAAUGGCGGCUACUGAUUCGGAGCGACCGCAAUUCAUUGCCAAAACAGGAAAUCGUAGCUCCACCAACACUCCUUUGAUAGAGACUAUCGAGAAUGAUCAGAUUGUUGUGCCUGAUAAGAAAAACUGGAGAAACUUGUUUGCAUAUAUGGGUCCUGGUUUUCUUGUUUCAAUAGCAUAUAUUGAUCCUGGAAACUUUGAAACUGAUCUUCAAUCAGGAGCCCAGUACAAGUAUGAGUUACUUUGGGUCAUACUGGUGGCUUCAUGUGCUGCGCUUAUUAUUCAAUCUCUAGCGGCUAACCUUGGAGUUGUCACAGGGCAUCAUUUGGCAGAACAUUGCAGAAAGGAAUACCCAAAAGUACCAAACUUCAUCUUAUGGGUUCUUGCUGAAAUUGCAGUAGUUGCUUGUGAUAUUCCUGAAGUUAUAGGAACAGCCUUUGCGUUGAAUAUGCUCUUCAACAUUCCAAUAUGGUGUGGUGUUCUUCUGACUGGAUUCAGUACAUUGAUUCUCCUUGCUCUGCAACAAUAUGGGGUGAGGAAGCUCGAGUUCUUCAUUGCCUUUUUGGUGAUGACAAUUGCUGCUUGCUUUUUUGUUGAGAUGGGCUAUGCAAAACCAAAGGCAUCAGAAGUAUUAAAAGGUCUGUUUGUUCCACAGCUAAAUGGAAAUGGUGCUACUGGUCUUGCAAUUUCGCUUCUUGGUGCAAUGGUUAUGCCGCACAAUCUCUUCCUGCACUCGGCCUUGGUACUUUCGAGGAAAAUACCUCGAUCUUCCGGUGGAAUCAAAGAGGCUUGUCGAUAUUAUAUGAUUGAAAGUGGAUUUGCUUUGUUGAUCGCCUUCCUGAUUAAUGUGUCUGUUAUCUCAGUAAGUGGCGCGGUCUGUAAUUCACCAAAUAUGAGCUCAGAUGAUCAUGAGAGCUGCAAAGAUUUGGAUUUGAAUAAAGCCUCCUUUUUGCUUAAAAAUGUAUUAGGUAAUUGGAGUUCAAAAAUUUUUGCCAUUGCUUUGUUAGCAUCGGGUCAAAGUUCUACCAUAACAGGGACUUAUGCCGGCCAAUAUGUUAUGCAGGGUUUUCUUGAGUUAAGGCUAACACCUUGGGUUCGAAACUUGUUAACCCGGUGCUUGGCCAUCGUUCCUAGUCUGGUCGUAGCAAUUAUUGGUGGUUCUGCUGGUGCUGGACGGUUGAUUAUCAUUGCCUCGAUGAUUCUAUCGUUUGAGCUCCCGUUUGCUCUAAUUCCUCUCCUUAAGUUUACAAGUAGCAAGACAAAGAUGGGGGAACAUGCCAACUCCCUUGCAAUUACAGCCACUACUUGGGUGAUUGGUUUCUUGAUUAUGGGAAUAAAUAUCUACUAUCUGAUAUCGAGCUUCAUUAAAAUACUUCUUCAUAAUGAACUAAAGCUAGUAGCUGCCGUCUUCUGUGGAAUAUUGGGAUGCUCGGGCGUGUUGAUCUAUUUAGCUGGAAUAGGUUACCUUGUAUUGAGGAAAAACAGGAAACCAACUCAUCUCCUAGCAAUGAGUGGACCUGAUGGAGGACAAACGGAGAACGAGUUGAAUUAUGCAUCGAUGUGCAGCCUUCCGAGAGAGGACAUCGUAAGCAUGCAAUUGCCAAAAAGGAGGGAUGUUUCGAACAUUGAAUGAAGAUGGAUUGAUGGUAUAACAUAACUCAACUUUUUCUUUUAUAUUGCUAAUAAGAGUGAAUGUAAGAUAAAAGAAAAUAAGCAAUUGAAGUCUUGAUUUGAUAAUUGAUAGGGUUCAAGAUGUUGCAUGGUCAUAACUCAUGUCCUUGGGCAGGGAAUUAAGCUCACUCUUGUUGAAAUGCAAAUAUUUAUUAGUUUAAG